CUUUGGUCCGCGGGCCCACUGUGACAAGCGAUCUGUUCGCCUGUGCGGCAGCCAUUGAUGCUCCCGUUAUUGACCGCCGAAAGCAGACAUUUCUGAAGCAAUUCGACUUUCUCCCCCCCGACUGGAGCCAUGGUGUCGCAUUCUCUCGCCCUGCCGAUGAUCUGCUUCACCACCCUGUGGGCGCUGGUGGGGGUGGUGGCUCCCUUUUUGGUGCCCAAAGGACCAAAUCGAGGGGUGAUUGUCUCCAGUUUGAUUCUCACUGCCAUCUGCUGCUACCUCUUCUGGUUAAUAGCCAUCCUGGCACAGACCAACCCUCUGUUUGGCCCUCAACUGAAGAACGAAACCAUUUGGUACCUGACUUACUUCUGGGAGUAGACCAGGCGGCCCUUGUAUCGCCGUCACGCACACACACACACACACACACACACCCCAAGUUCCAUACUUUUAAGAUGAAGACUACUGUACUGGUUGAUGUUUAUUUAAAUGAGUGCUUAACAAACCUCUAAAUGUGCAAUGUGUUAGUUCCACUUUUUCUUUUUUACAUGUGUAUUUAUUGUUUAAUCUGCGAACGUAAUGAACGGAGUGCUAUGUCAUUGUAACACGGUGAGAAACCCCAAAGUCCUUCUCCUCCUCCUUGUUGCCAUGGUGAUCCAUCCGCUCACCCGAUUCACAGCGGGGCACACGUAAGAUGCAUCUGAGCACGCUUUGCGCGGCAAAAUGUACAUUGUGACGGAUGCAUGUGCGUUUGUAAAACAGUUUCAAAAGAAAACACUCCAAUCAGUAGUAUGACACCAAGUUAUUACAAUUGAGCAUUUUUCCUGUUGGACAUGGUGGAAACAAUUUGUUUUCGACACCCGCCAUCCUCAAAAAACAAAAUACCUCUCCUUGGCGCUUCCUCUGCAAUUUGUUUUUUCGCUUUGAGCCUCAACCGCAGCGAGGUGUCCUGAUUGCUCCUCCCUCCUAAUUUUCCUUGAACCAGCGAUGCUUUAGCCCAAAAGACAAAGCCGGCAAACCCAAAGAUUCCAAAUCAACAUCUAAAUACAGCUACUUUUCACAAAGACCAAAUUCUGCAAAAAAGAGAACGGCAUUCUAAGCCCGACCCUCUCGACUCAACUUUUUUUCUUUUGGAUCAGGAAGGCAAGUGUGGAAAUCUUCCAAGUUGUGGCGCGCCACAUUCCGCUCGGCAGCCGCUAAGCACUUUGGAUAACGUUCCGUGCUUCCUGCUUUUAAUAUCCGCUCGUAAUCCCGUGUGUGUGUGUGUGCGCGCGCGCGCAUGUGUGUGUGUGUGCAGUCGCCAUGGCAACAACAUCCAUCACAGCUCUAAUUGUCAUUGUGACCUGGUAUUAAUGAUUCUGUUAUGUGUGUGAAGAUGUGAAAGAAUAAAAGAGUAACUUCCUUG
Syngnathus typhle (broad-nosed pipefish) is the source of this 1399-nucleotide messenger RNA. RefSeq names its product ATPase H+ transporting V0 subunit e2 (gene atp6v0e2). The transcript has 4 exons. Bases 130 to 375 code for a protein of 81 amino acids. Lineage: Eukaryota; Metazoa; Chordata; Actinopteri; Syngnathiformes; Syngnathidae. Gene Ontology annotation, biological process: proton transmembrane transport. Gene Ontology annotation, molecular function: proton-transporting ATPase activity, rotational mechanism. The record is from RefSeq and is a predicted model, not a curated record. Gene Ontology annotation, cellular component: proton-transporting V-type ATPase, V0 domain.